AUGAAUAAAAGUGGAUUGGAAAAUGGACCAGUCUCAGUCUCAAAAAAUCUUGUAAUCAAUUCAAAACGAUUAUCUGUUAGUGAAACAACACUUCAAUAUAAUCAAAAGAAACAAGCUCAAUCAGUUGGUGAUUCUGAAAUACCACAAGUAUUUACUGACUCUCCAAAUAGGUCAGAAAACCCAGGACUAAUUAAUAUUAAAAAUAAAUUAAAUAAUAUUGAUAUUGAAGAAGAAGAGCCACCACCUAUUAGAAGUCAUCAAUUAUCAUAUUCUCAUUUUCCACCAAAACUAACAACAAAUACAUUUGAUAGUGAUGAAUUUAAUCCAGUGGAAAUAAUUUGA
This is a messenger RNA of Entamoeba nuttalli P19, 342 nucleotides long. RefSeq lists its product as hypothetical. The transcript has a single exon. NCBI's taxonomy places the organism in Eukaryota, Evosea, Mastigamoebida, Endamoebidae. The record is from RefSeq and is a predicted model, not a curated record. Bases 1 to 342 code for a protein of 113 amino acids.